Rotaria sp. Silwood2 is the source of this 1323-nucleotide messenger RNA. The record is from the annotation of a GenBank genome assembly. Lineage: Eukaryota; Metazoa; Rotifera; Eurotatoria; Philodinida; Philodinidae.
AUGAAAUAUUUAUUAUUUCUACUAUGUGCAUCGUUAAUUAAAGCCAAUGUCCUAGAACGAAUCGUAACAACAACAAUAGCAACAACAACAACGGUACCCAAUUUCAAUACAAGCUCUUCUUUCGAACAAAUUCUUGAUCCAAAUUCUUCAUUAAUCAUAAUACCACAAAGUAAUUCAUCAUCAAUAUUACCUGAAAAUGAAGCUGAUAAUGCCAUUCAACAAGAAGUAUUCUUUGAUAAUAAUUAUUCCGAACAACUAGGUGAGGAAUCUGAUAAUACAACAGAAGAAUUUCAUUUUGGACCACAAUAUGAUGCAAAUUGGACAUUUAUUGAUAAAGAAACUGUUCGUGUAAUAUUUUCUCUAUUUUCAAUAUCAAAAUUAUCAAAUGAAAAAAAAAAUUCUGAUCAACAUGAUAAUAAUAAAAUAAAUCUGUUUCCAACUAUGCUUUCUAUAGGAUCACGUUCAAUUCCAUCAAUUUAUUCAUUAAAAUAUUUUCUCUUUACUAUACGACAAUAUAAAACAAAUACAGAAAAAGUACUUCAGAUAGAACAUUUAAUUUUAAAAACUACACCAUCAAGAACUGAUCAAUAUUUUUCAAAUUCAUUAUUAUUACUUCGAUUAAAUCCAAAAGAAAAAUAUUCUAUAUGUAUUUAUUAUUAUCAAAUGAAUAUAUCAACACAAAUGCCAGAUAUAUUUAUAUGUCAAGAUAUAAUGCAUGAUCAUUUAAAACAUUCAGUAUAUGGUCUUCUAUUUGUUUUAACACAAUAUUCAAUUAUUAUUGGAUUACUCAUUGUUUUACAAGGUUUUUUUACUGCACGAAAACGUCGUUUAGCUCAUAUUGUUCAUCAACAUUUAAUUAAUAAAGCACAAAGAUUUCGUUCAACACUUUCAUCAGUUAGUCUUGUACGACAAUCAGUUAAUUUAAUGGAUACAACAACUGAACAAAAAAAUACUAAAAUGAAUGGUCAUAUCAAUCAAGAAAAGAAUAAACUUAAAAAACGUAUUAUAUCAUCGCCAGCUAUUGUUCUUAGUGAACCAUCAAUACCAUCAAUGCCAUCAAUUAAGACUAAUAAUAUUGUGGAUGAAAAUGAACCAUUUCUUAAAUUAAUACCGGGAAAGAAUCAUGUACAUUUUUUACUUGGUUUAGAUGAAGAAUCUGAGACUGAUGAUGAUGGUAAUGCAAAUGAAAAUAUUCCAAAUGAUACAACACUCAAUCCACCAAUAGCAUCAAUACAUACGGAACCCUAUGGUGAUCGAUCAGAUGCUUUGUCAUCAAUGGCUCAUAUACUUGACACAAAUAAACCGUGGUCUAAACAAUCAUGA